Molecule: messenger RNA, 1030 nt
Organism: Xyrauchen texanus (razorback sucker)
Lineage: Eukaryota; Metazoa; Chordata; Actinopteri; Cypriniformes; Catostomidae
Product: iroquois-class homeodomain protein IRX-1-like
Exons: 2
Coding region: 86-1030 (314 amino acids)
Biological process (GO): neuron differentiation; cell development; regulation of transcription by RNA polymerase II
Cellular component (GO): nucleus
Molecular function (GO): RNA polymerase II cis-regulatory region sequence-specific DNA binding; DNA-binding transcription factor activity, RNA polymerase II-specific
Source: RefSeq, a predicted model, not a curated record
ACCGCCCACUAGUGGGAAUCCACCUAUAAAGACAGCCUUGAACCCGAGGGAUUGACAUUCAAACACCAGAGCUCAGGGAGUAAGGAUGCCUGCAUCGCCAACAGGGUUUGGAAACUUCUUCAUGGACAGAAACAUCAACAUGCCCACUGGAUAUCAAUUAUUGGGCUGUCCACCUAGAAUGCAACAGCCACCUCCACAUCUGGUGGGCAUGGGUGGGGUGCCCUUACCUUUCACAGGAAUACCAGGGUACAGCUUCAUCCCUUAUCCCCAUCUGGGACACAUGGCACACAUUAGCAAUUCCUAUGACCUGAAAGCUGCAUCUUAUCAUCAAGCUCUACUCGGUCACGGACGCGGAGGACCCUAUUACACUCCCUAUCGCCCCAUGCCUGCUGAUUACCCCAGCCGGGUCACCAAGGUCGCUACCCGGGAGAGCACCACUGCUUUGAAGGCCUGGCUCAGCGAGCACCUCAAAAACCCAUAUCCCACCAAAGGCGAGAAGAUCAUGCUUGCCAUCGUCACCAAGAUGAGCCUCACGCAGGUGUCGACGUGGUUCGCCAACGCCCGACGCCGCCUUAAGAAGGAGAACCGGGUCAGCUGGGCUUCCAAAGGAAAGUCUGAUGAGGAGGAUGAUGAAGAGGAGGGUGAGAGCGAAGAGGAAGAGUCCUUGCGGAAGGGCUGCACAGAGGAUGAAGAUGAGAUUGAUCCUCAAACAGUUGAUGAGGAGGAUAUAGAGGUGUCAAAGUCCCUGGAGCAGCGUUUAGCAGAAGGACUAGAAAAGUCUGAAACAUCGGAAAAGUCUGAAACACCACGUGAAACCAAAAGAGAGGCAUGUAAGCAAAAUGCUGAUGUGCAAAAACCCAAAAUCUGGUCUCUUGCGGAAACCGCCACCUCAGAUAAGAAGCCCAACGAGUUGAAACAUCUUCAUAGCCAGAGUCCAGACUUUGGGAAAUGGUGGGAUGGUUGGCCUUCAAGGGACACCUACUCACCUAUAAACCUCUCCACACAUGACCUUCUCAAACAAAGUCAUUGA